UGGAAGGCUGACAGAAACCCAAAUUAGCUCCUACAAAAAGGCAGUGCUAACAAUAUUGUAAGACUUUUGCUCCGAUAGCCUGGCCCUUGAUUGCUUCCGUGGCCAGAACAAUGAGACCGAACGGUCCAAAUCAGGCGCCUCGACGCAAGCUCAUACCGAAUCUAUUCAGCAGCAUCCUGCGGGUGGUCGCCGAGUCGGACCGUCCGCUGACGCAGCACGAGAUCGUCGAGGCCGUGUCGGAGCGCUUGGAACGUUCCGAUGAAGAGCUGAAGCGGCAAGUAACUGUCAACCUGCACGACGCCCUCAUCUAUGGGUAUUUGCGUGUGAAGAACUAUCGCUACUCGAUUGUGCCCAGUCGCUUGGAUCCGAAUGAGCCGCGGGAGCAGAGCCGCAAUGCAUCGAGCAAUCGGCGUCGAGACGAUGCUGUCAAGCAAUCAGCCAGUCAAAAGGCAAAGGCCGAGGAGAAAAGUACGCAAUAA
This is a messenger RNA of Drosophila navojoa, 479 nucleotides long. RefSeq lists its product as uncharacterized. The record is from RefSeq and is a predicted model, not a curated record. NCBI's taxonomy places the organism in Eukaryota, Metazoa, Arthropoda, Insecta, Diptera, Drosophilidae.